This is a messenger RNA of Telopea speciosissima, 1883 nucleotides long. RefSeq names its product monofunctional riboflavin biosynthesis protein RIBA 3, chloroplastic. Gene Ontology annotation, molecular function: GTP cyclohydrolase II activity; 3,4-dihydroxy-2-butanone-4-phosphate synthase activity. Gene Ontology annotation, cellular component: cytosol. Gene Ontology annotation, biological process: riboflavin biosynthetic process. Lineage: Eukaryota; Viridiplantae; Streptophyta; Magnoliopsida; Proteales; Proteaceae. The transcript is spliced from 7 exons. The record is from RefSeq and is a predicted model, not a curated record. Bases 29 to 1594 code for a protein of 521 amino acids.
GGAGAGAGCUACGUGAAAUUUCAAUUCCAUGGACUCUGUGAUGCUCCAGCACCCCUUAGUUCCUCAUGUUUUCAUUCGCUCAAGAUAUCCUCGCUCCUUUGCCACUACUCAGAAUCUGGGACUCGGGCCAAGUAGAAGCAAGUGGUUGAAAUUGAAUUGUGGAGGAACUGGAACUGGAACUGGAAGGUGGUUUGAUGAAGUUCCUCUCGAAGGAAAUGAAAAUGGAGCAGUUCCAGGAGCUUUGAACGAGUCAGCUGUGGCACCUUUCGAGACAUUAAAUGCAGAAAUUACUCCUGAAACAAUUGAUUUUUUUGUUAGUGAUGCCGAGGGUGAUCCUGACUGCCCAUCAAAGGGUUUCUCCUCGAUCGAUCAGGCUCUCAAUGCUCUUCGUCAAGGAAAGUUUGUGAUUGUGGUAGAUGAUGAAAAUGUGGAUGUCGAAGGCAACCUUAUCAUGGCAGCAUCUCUUACAAGUCCUCAAGCAAUGGCAUUUUUGAUUAAGCAUGGUUCAGGAAUUGUCUCCGUAGGUAUGAAAGAAAAUGAUUUGGAAAGGUUAAGGCUUCCACUCAUGUCUCCUGACAGUGAAGAUGAAGACUACUCUGCUCCAACUUUCACAGUCACAGUGGAUGUAAAACCUGAUGUAUCAACCGGAGUUUCUGCUUCUGACAGAGCAAAGACAGUUCUUGCCCUUUCAUCACCUGGUUCUAAACCAGAAGAUUUCAGGAGGCCAGGUCAUGUGUUUCCCCUCAAAUACCGAAAUGGUGGGGUGCUGAGAAGAUUUGGCCAUACUGAGGCUUCUGUGGAUUUGCUCAUAUUGGCCGACUUGCAGGCUGUGUCUGUUCUUUCAGCUGUCAUUGAUGCAGAUGAUGGUUCUAUGGCACGCUUGCCUGCUUUAAGAAAGUUAUCAUUGGAGCAUGGAUUACCAAUUGUCUCAAUCACUGAUCUGAUCCGGUAUAGAAGAAAGAGGGAGAAACUGGUUGAAAGAACGGCUGUUUCCCGUUUACCAACUAAGUGGGGUCUGUUUCAGGCAUACUCUUACCACUCAAAGUUGGAUGGAACAGAACAUAUUGCUAUUGUAAAGGGAAUUAUUGGUGAUGGGCAAGAUGUCCUUGUAAGAGUUCACUCAGAAUGUCUGACUGGGGAUAUAUUUGGCUCGGCUCGAUGUGAUUGCGGCAACCAGUUAGCCUUGGCAAUGCAGUUGAUAGAACAGGCGGGUCGAGGAGUGGUGGUCUACCUCCGUGGACAUGAAGGAAGAGGAAUUGGUUUAGGUCGCAAACUUCAGGCCUACAAUUUGCAGGAUGAAGGACAUGAUACAGUUGAAGCUAAUCUGGAACUUGGAUUAGCCAUUGAUGCCCGUGAAUAUGGGAUUGGAGCUCAAAUCUUAAGGGACAUUGGAGUGCGCACAAUGCGUUUAAUGACAAACAACCCAGCCAAGUUCACAGGGCUCAAGGGUUAUGGUUUGGCUGUUGUUGGAAGGGUUCCUGUCUUAUCUCCCAUUACAGAGGAAAACAAGAGAUACUUAGAAACAAAGCGAACUAAAUUGGGCCAUGUUUAUGGGUCUGAUUUACCUUCUACAGAUUCAUCGGCUGCAAUGUAAAUAACAAGCACCACAGUAUGAAAGCAUAACAGAUUAAUUGGUUAUUUCUCAUUGUACAUUGAUGAACAGCUUACUUCAUACCAUACAGAGUUCAAAAUUCAACACCCAAGAUUUGUGCUGUUAAAUAUGAACAUGAAGAGGACAGUGUGCAGGUUGACUGUACAUAUAUGGAUGCAUGCUUGGCUACUUGCUGCUCGCAUUAUGGAUUGAUUCACAAUGCACUUCUCCUUCUGGCUUAUUCCUAUUAACUUUUCAGUUUUAAUGGUAAGUCUGCUUUAGUUAUGGUUUA